AUGUCUGAUGUUCGCUGUUGGUCCAAAGAAUUCUUAACAGAUUUCUUAAACAUUUAUAAGUCUUUUUCCUGCCUUUGGAAAAGUAAAUCAAAAGAUUAUAGCAACAAACAUCUACGCAAUGAUGCAUACGAUGAGAUGGUUAAUUUUUGCAAGCCCAGUUUUCCAGAAGCCAAUAGGGAAUUUGUUGUCAAAAAAAUACAAAGCUUACGUGGAUCAUUCAGAAAAGAAAUGAAAAAAGUGAUGGAAAGCCAACGUAGUGGUUCUUCUAAGGAUGAUAUUUAUGUACCUACACUGUGGUAUUAUGAUUUAUUAUUAUUCACUAAAGACCAAGAAAUACCCACGGACAGUAUUUCAAAUUUGGGUGAAAAUGAAUGUCCUGUGAUGAAUGAACCGAUGGUUGAUGAUGAUGAAUCAAAUGAUAUAACUGACAACACAGAACCAAUUAAUUCAAUUGUACCUGAGGAUCAACCACAAAACACGGUAAUAUUCUAUUCAUAUUUAAAUUUCAUUAUUUAA
Molecule: messenger RNA, 516 nt
Organism: Macrosiphum euphorbiae (potato aphid)
Lineage: Eukaryota; Metazoa; Arthropoda; Insecta; Hemiptera; Aphididae
Source: the annotation of a GenBank genome assembly